UUUGCUCACGAGCCACAUUCAACACGUCCAACUAGCUACUUAAUCACGAGACAAGGAUGGCGGUUGCAGAUUCCAAGACCUUCAGAAGUUUAGCAAGUUCGAACUUUAAAAAUCAGAGUUAUCAAACAAGCAACAUCAGCGACAAUGCAUUAGCCUCUCCAACAAUCUUGAAACAGUGUAAACAAGGACAAGGGCUAACUGAUGCCUUGGACCGUGCAAUGGAGGAUAUUACAGCACUAGAGAUCUCUACACCUUCUUCUCUUGAUAAGUCCAGCAAGGACUCACUCAGUCACUCACAAACAAAACUCCAAUUUGAGGAACCACUUGUCAGGCGAGAGAAGUCAAGGCACAAAAGGGAGGGCUUUGCACUGUCAAGCAAAUCCGGAGCUCCAUUCCCUAAAGAUCUACUUGAAGUUUUAGGGACUUCAGAUAUACAGACUCUGGAGGAUCUAGUGGCUAAACUGGAGUUUGAGAAUGAGCUGCACCGUGUGUGUGGGAAUCAGGACGUAGACAAGGAGUUUCUAUCACCAGUGGAACACAGUUCAGACAGCUUAGUAGAGGACAGAAGCAGCAGCAAUGGAGAUGUGUCCAGUUCAGAGGAGGACCACUGCAUGUUAGAGAUUGUGUUGCAGAUGGAAAGGGAGUAUGAUCUUUCUGUUUAUUACAAUGACUUCUGUACUCAAUGACAAGGCCCUCAUUCAGCCAGUUAUCUGUACACAGAGCAUCGUGACAUAGGUUUCUGUUGAUAACAACUCCUCAGGAAAGAUUUAAGACAAACCUGUCUGUAAUUAGCAUUAAAUCUGGGCUCACUUUACAUAAUACAUAAAACAAUCAGAGAAGUGAAUUAUUCAGCAGCAAACUUGCAGUUUUUUUAAUGUAUCCCUCUACUUUAUUUUGUAAAGAGACAUCUAGGCUGUCAUAUUUCAUUGGUUUAAGUUACUGUAGUUUCUGUUUUUUAUACACCAUAAAUUCAGUUUAUAGUAUUUAUAACCAAUAUUAAAACUAUUUGAUUGUAACAAUCUAUAGAACAUUGCUCUAUUGUAAAAACUUUGAUUGUAUGUUAAUAUCAACCAUCAACCUGUUAUCACUCCUCAAGUGACUUAUUACUCCUCAAAUGUAGAAUUACAUAAAGUUAAAGGAAAUGAAAACCAAUAAAAACAUGUUUUUAUUACAUUUAUUUCUCCACGACUGGUCUUUGCUAUACAUGAGUAAUACACUACUGUUAGAUUCAGGACUUUACAUCUUUAUCAGAAACUCCCCUCACAACAAAGGUUUUAAGGAAUGUCUUCAUUCAGUAAAGAGUCUAAAAAAACAAGAGUAUCUUGCACAGGAGGGCAAAGCCAAUUGAAACAAAUGCAGCAGGCAUAUUCCUACAGAGGCAGAUGCUAGUAGCAAAAGCCGUUGGUACUGGUGAAGGGAUAUUGUGAUUGUGAUGAAGAAAAUGU
Molecule: messenger RNA, 1445 nt
Organism: Oncorhynchus keta (chum salmon)
Lineage: Eukaryota; Metazoa; Chordata; Actinopteri; Salmoniformes; Salmonidae
Exons: 4
Coding region: 57-686 (209 amino acids)
Source: RefSeq, a predicted model, not a curated record